GUGCACGGUACGUACGCACUUGUCAUUCUGUAAUCCGCGGUCGUCUACGACGUCUACGUCACUCGUAACCAAGGAAACCUUUCGCCCGUUUCGCCUGCAGUUUUCAUCCUGCCAUUCCUGAUUUCUACCUUGAAGAUGUCACGAUGCCCGGUGCAGUCCCGUUGACGCGAAGAGAGGAGCCUCGAAGUUAAACGGGAGGAGCGAUAAUAAUAAUUCUUGGCGUGAACCGCGUCGCAGACUAAUUGAUAACCUUCAAUGUCGUGUGCCUCGAGAUUAUUAAGAUAAUUUAAAAUGUGCGUAAAGAUCAAUCUACAGCCGAGAAAGAAAACCAGUCUUUUCUAUCGAUACGGAUAUGUGCUCUUAAUGCUCGUAUGCAUGGUGUUUGCAACUAUUCAGCCGCACAUCGGCGGAACCAACGGUAUAAUCAACGGUAACUUUAUUAUUCGCUAUUUCGCUGUACCUUUAACGUACUUGGAAGCUGGAUUGUUAUGCGACCCCAAGUCUCUUUACUCGACCCUGAAGGACGGCUAUCUCCUGACAUUUGUCAUGGUUUUCGUGUACGUUUUGAUGCCCUUUCUGGCACGGAUCGGGACGCACCUGUUGACCUACGCUAAAGUUAACGUGUGGAUGCUCAAAGGAAUGGAGGUCCUUUACUGCAUGCCACCACCGUUCAGCACGGGACUCGCCCUGUGCCGUUUGGCACAGGCUGAUCUGCCUACGAGCGUAGUCACCACGCUGGUGUCGCACUUCGGCGGAUUAUUCUUGUCUCCUCUUUUACUGUAUCUAAUGUUAGGAACAUCCACUCCACCAUUAGUCGGGAUCAACAUCAAGGAGACUGUGUACAGCACGCUUAUUCCACUGGGGAUAGGUCUCGUCCUACGGGCGUACGUGCUGAAGAACAGAUGCUUGAACGUUAACACGAGUUGGUUCUCCCAAGGUUUAUUGCUGGCAAUAGCGUACCACUGGUUUUGCGACGCCGUGCUGGCGGAUGCCUCGUCGUUGCAAGCGGUGGAUAUACUGUUCUGCGUACUCAUUGCGUGCCUGGGCCAGCUCCUUCUCAGCAGUCUGUGCUGGAUCUUGUGCUCCCAGUGGUUGCCGCGGGAGAUUCUGCUGGCCGCGUUAUUCACCAGCACUCACAAGUCCGUCAGUCUCGGCGGUUGGAUCUUGCGUGGGGCGUAUCACGGUUCGGCUUACGGGCCAGCAGUCAAUUUACCAUUGACGAUAUUACCCGUUGCACAAUUGCUGUUAGGUAGCUUGUUAGCCAGCUGGCUGGCUCCGUAAGAAAACUUUGCACCUUUAAAGUUGUGCGAGAUGCACGGCGAUUAACAUCCGUUUUUGUGCUCUAUCUUCCCGCCCUAAAAGGAAUGGGUCCGUAACAAUUAUUACCGAUCAACUUUAGAAGGUAUUUGAUCACACUGUAGUAUCAAAAGGUUAUUACAAAGCAUGGAAUACUAGAAAUCAAAUUGAAUAAAUAUAUCAACAUCUUUAUACAUUUUUUUUCAAGAUUAUUAACUAGGUAAAUUCAAUGCAGAAAAUAAUUUUAUUCGUUCGAUAAUUAUCCGAAAUUAUGUUUUGGAAUAAACAAUUUCCCGCACGGAUAUUCAUAUGUUGCUCAUGAUCGUUACAUAUAGUGUAAUUCAAUACUUACCUUAAAACUGGAUGGAAUGGUUUGUAGGAAUGAUGUAUUACUGCUUUAGUCUGGAUUGAAAGAAUUUAUGUAAAUAAUGCGCGAAAUACUUUAUAUAUAUAUAUAUAUAUAUAGAUAUAGAUAUAUCUCAUUGCAUUUCUCAGCAACCUAAUCCACUGACAUCUUUUAAAAAGAAACAAUAGGAGAUACAUUGUACUGCUCAUUAUUAUAAGAACCGUUUUUAAAUAGGUACAAUAGAUAAAAGUCAACAGCCAAUCGAGCGAGAUGUUACGACUUACGAUUGAAUCAUACAAUAUAGAUACCUAUUUAGAUUGUAUAAAUUACAAAUAUAGUUUCCUCAUCUUCGAAUGAAAAAGUUCUCGAUAUCCUCGAAA
Molecule: messenger RNA, 2022 nt
Organism: Vollenhovia emeryi
Lineage: Eukaryota; Metazoa; Arthropoda; Insecta; Hymenoptera; Formicidae
Product: sodium/bile acid cotransporter 7-like
Exons: 6
Coding region: 292-1281 (329 amino acids)
Cellular component (GO): plasma membrane
Source: RefSeq, a predicted model, not a curated record